GCGGUCAACCUGCAGCAGGCUUUCGCUUCCAUGAUCAAGAAAGGAGACCCCCAUCUCGGUGAGGCCACUGUUAUUGCAAUGCUUGCGAUACUCGGGUCAAGGUAACCUCACCAUGCUCAGGACUGUCUUUCUCUAUAUCGCCCUCCACAUCAUCCAAACGGCGGCCUGGCAAGUGCCCGCAGACUAUGCCAUCACUCCGUCCCCCGACGGCCGGUUCCUGCAGCAAUCGAAUGGAGCGCCAUUCUUCUGGCAGGCAGACACGGCGUGGCUGUUGUUCCAUCGCCUCAACUACAGUGAGGCCGAGACAUAUCUGUCGGAUCGAGCGCGCAAGGGAUUCACCGUGGUCCUCGCCGUGGGCUUCACGCAGGAAGGGAUUGCCAGUCCCAACUGCAAUGGGGAUCUGACUUUCAUCGACGAAGAUGUGACACGGCCGAACGAGGCCUACUGGGCGUAUAUCGACUCCAUCGUGUCCCUGGCAUGGAGCAAAGGCAUUCGUAUCUGUAUGGUGCCCGCCUGGGGCAAGUUUGUGCACGGCAGCGACAACUCGGCUAGCGUUCUCAACGCUACGACCGCGCCGACCUUCGGGAAGUUCAUCGGCCAGCGGUAUCCCUACCUCCCCAAAACCCUCGUCGCCGACACCAACCCGUACUGGCAGAAUAAGACUGCCGUCAAGGCCGACUAUUCCCGCGGGGGUGUCCCACCGACCUACGAGGUGAUCGACUGGUCGCCCGUCUACGAUGCGCUGGCCGAAGGGAUCGUAGCCGGCGAGCGACAAGCACUCUCUGCCUCAUCGUCGCCAUCGGCGGACGACUGGUGGCCCCUGAUGACCAUCCACCCGACCAACCAGUGGUUCACGGGAGGACCGAUCGCGCUGGCGCACGCGUUCUUGGGGAACCGCAGCUGGCUCACGCUGGACAGCAGUCAGUCGGGCCAUGCGGACUAUGCGCCCAACCCUCCGAUCCCGUGGUGGAAUUGCCGUCGCGGCUGGGAGCCUGUGGAGCUCAUGUAUGCGGCGGGCUCACAAGCCGGCGGUCGCCCGCGGCCGGUGAUUGACAACGAGGCGCACUACGAGCAUCGGUACAAUAAUGGCAACCACAACGCUUCCUACUGGAAUGCCAGCGACGUGCGCAUCGGCAGCUGGCAGGCGGUGUUCUCCGGCGCAGCGGGCCUCACGUACGGGGCCAACGCGGUGCAGCAGAUGGCCAUCCCCGGAUUAUUUCAGUCGGAUGGGAGUGGCCCCGGGGACAACUGGGCGACGGACCUCGUGCUCCCCGGGUCGAGUCAGAUGCAGUGGAUCCAGAAGGUGGUGAUGGACCGCGGAGCGUCGAGCUAUUUCCGGCGCGUGCCUGCGCAGGAUCUCCUGGUGGGCGAUGUGGGCGCGGAUGACGCUCGGGUCACGGCCACGCGCGAUCGGGACGGCGGCUGGAUUCUGGUGUAUACCCCCACGGGGAAGUCAUUCCAGGUCGACACGCGGAGCUUGAAGUCCUGCGCGGUGCAGGCGAGCUGGUAUGAUCCGCUGCGGGGGGUGUAUAGUCGGUUUGAUUACACCCAGUGUGAACAGAGCUUGGUUCGAAGCUUCAUGCCCCCGACUGCUGGGGAUCAUGUGGAUUGGGUGUUGGUGCUGGAGGUAUUGGAUUGA
Molecule: messenger RNA, 1639 nt
Organism: Aspergillus homomorphus CBS 101889
Lineage: Eukaryota; Fungi; Ascomycota; Eurotiomycetes; Eurotiales; Aspergillaceae
Product: glycoside hydrolase family 140 protein
Exons: 3
Coding region: 113-1639 (508 amino acids)
Source: RefSeq, a predicted model, not a curated record